AAAAUUUUAGCAUAAAUGUCAAAAGAAAAUUCUAGUAAAUUCAGCGGUAGAGGAAAAGUUGAGAAUUUCGUAUAAAGUAUUUGUUUGUGAAAAAUUUAGUUAUAGAAGAUAAAAAAAUCACUCAAAUUCAACUAUGGUAGACUACAGUAAAUGGAAGAAUAUUGAAAUCUCCGAUGAUGAGGAUGACACACAUCCCAACAUCGACACUCCUUCAUUGUUCCGUUGGCGUCAUCAGGCCCGUGUCGAACGCAUGGCUGAAAUGGAACGCGAAAAGGAAGAGUUCAAAAAGAAGAAGCAAUCAUAUCAGGCUCGUUUGAUGGAUGUCAAAGAACGCAUACAAAAGAAGGAAGGCGACGAAGCGGAACUUAAGAAAGAGUUGGAAAAAAUUGAAAAGGAGGGCAAAGAUAUCGAUCGGCAGGAGGAUGAACUGAUCAAUAAAGAGAAGAAGGCGCCUUGGAAUGUGGAUACAAUCAGCAAACCUGGGUUCGAAAAAACUGUUUUGAAUAAACAGGCUGUAAGGAAACCUGAUGAGAAUCUCUCGGAAGAAGAGAAAGAGGCAAGAAUGAAGAAAUUUGUAAAGGAAAACGAAAAAUUAUGCAAGCAAUAUGGUAUGCUACGGAAGUACGAUGAUUCCAAACGUUUCCUGCAGCAACAUCUCGAUCUUGUUUGUGAGGAGACUGCAAAUUACCUAGUCAUUUGGUCCAUAAAUUUAGAAAUGGAAGAAAAGCACGAGCUUAUGGCGCAUGUGGCGCAUCAGUGCAUUUGUAUGCAAUACAUAUUAGAGCUUGCGAAGCAAUUAGAUGUUGAUCCACGUGCCUGUGUUAGUUCAUUCUUCUCCAAAAUUCAAAAUUGUGUGCCAGAGUACAAGGAACAGUUCGAAAGUGAAAUUAAAGGUUUCAAAGAUCGCAUAACAAAACGAGCGCAAGAAAAAAUCAAGGAAGCUUUAGCCGAAGCAGAGGAGGAGGAGAAGGCAGCGCGACUUGGACCUGGUGGAUUGGAUCCUGCAGAAGUCUUUGAAACACUACCAGAAAGCCUUCAAAAAUGUUUUGAAUCGCGUGAUAUCGAACUGCUUCAAAAAACCAUAACCGAAAUGCCUGUUGAGGAAGCCAAAUACCAUAUGAAACGUUGCGUGGAUUCUGGCCUCUGGGUGCCAAAUGCGGGAGAUGCUGAAAUUGGCGAAUCUGAGGAGAAGGAUUCCGAUUCAGGAAACAAAGAAGCAGGGGAUGUUAAAAGUAAAAGUGAAUCCGGCGAUGAUAAGCUCGAUAAAACGGUAGAUGAGCCUAUCUAUACGGGCGUCAGUACCAAUGAUUUGGAUUGAUUGUUCGUUGAAGCCGUAAACUAACAAUUUUCUUGAAUAAAUUGAAGCACUUUUGAUUGGAAGUAGAUGAGAGUUAGAUAAUACAAAAAUGUACAAGAUAAAUAAACAAACAGCAGAUGUUAGAGAAAAUGUUGGUCAUGUCAAAUAUAUGCAAACACACACAUUAUUACAUUUAAAGCGGUUUUCCUAAAUGUCUUGUGCUGUUCAAACAAACUUAAAAAAAUUCGAAAAAUCAAAAUAUUAAAGGCAAAUAUAGGUGUGUGUUAUCAACUUAACCACAAUGAUGCUGCUACAUUGAGCUCAUUACAGAAACGUUUAGCUAUAUAGGAGCACGAAUGAUGGAAUUUUUGUUCUCCAAUCAAGACAUUGUUUCAGUUUUAGUAUUGAUACACAAUAGAUAACAUUUAGUUAUUAUUUGUAAAAAUUCAUAUAAAAUGUUCAGAAUGUGAGUAGACUUACAUUAUUUGUUUUUAUUAUUUUAUAUGUAAAAAAACAUUAAAUACAAUUCAUUUCUUCAUCUUUGUACGUACAUAGAUUUAAGUUCCUUUUGAAAAUGCUCUCAAUAAAUUAAAGUUGACCUUAA
Molecule: messenger RNA, 1901 nt
Organism: Bactrocera dorsalis (oriental fruit fly)
Lineage: Eukaryota; Metazoa; Arthropoda; Insecta; Diptera; Tephritidae
Gene: Cdc37
Product: hsp90 co-chaperone Cdc37
Exons: 4
Coding region: 134-1318 (394 amino acids)
Biological process (GO): protein stabilization; protein folding
Cellular component (GO): cytoplasm
Molecular function (GO): heat shock protein binding; protein kinase binding; protein-folding chaperone binding
Source: RefSeq, a predicted model, not a curated record